Molecule: messenger RNA, 2612 nt
Organism: Actinia tenebrosa (Australian red waratah sea anemone)
Lineage: Eukaryota; Metazoa; Cnidaria; Anthozoa; Actiniaria; Actiniidae
Source: RefSeq, a predicted model, not a curated record
UUUGCAGUAAAAAGAAACAACAACUUUAUGUGCCUCAAGACCGAACAUCUCAAGUUCUUGGAUGUGACCAACUUCCUCGCGCCAGGGUUCAGUUACGAGAAGUUUCUCAAAGCCUAUGAAUGCCCUCAAACUAAAGGGUUCUUUCCCUAUGAGUGGAUGGAUUCCCUGGACAAGCUCGACUACCCUGCUCUUCCUCCCCAUGAAGCCUUUUACUCCUCCCUCACCAACACUAACAUCUCGCUAGAAGAUUACCAGUAUUGCCAUCACGUCUGGCAAGAAAAUAACAUGCAGUGUUUCGAAGAUUUCCUGGUUUGGUAUAAUAACCUGGAUGUCCAGCCCUUCUGUGAAGCUUUGGAGAAGAUGUGUGCGUUCUGGAAAGAUAAGAACACAGACAUGUUAAGACAAGGUAUCUCCAUCCCUGGUGUGACGCUGACGUAUCUCUUCAUGACAUUGGAACCAGACAUCUUCUUCUCUCUGUUUGAUGAGAAAAACAAAGAUCUGUACUAUUUGUUCAAAAAGAACAUGGUGGGUGGACCAAGCAUCAUCUUCCACCGCUACCACGAGAAGGAUAAGACCAAGAUUCGAGAGGUGGAGGUGAAAACCAAGGGAGUCAAAGCCAAAACGUGCCAGAAGAUCGUGGGAUAUGAUGCAGACGCGCUCUAUCUCUCUGCGAUCAUGAAAGAUAUGCCAACAGGGGCAUUCAUGAGAAGAAGAGAAGAAACUGGGUUUAAGAAAGAAAGUUCAGUCAAGAUGGCGACGGAAUGGUUGGAGUGGGAGGCUGAAACACGUGGUAUCCACAUCCGACAUCAAGUCAAUGAUACCGAGAAAAGAAUUGGUGCUAGAAGACUACCAGUGGAUGGGUUCCAUGGUCCCAGCCAAACCGUCUUUCAAUUUCAUGGUUGUUAUAUUCAUGGGCAUCAGUGUCACUUGACGAAAGGAAAGACCUGGAAUGAAUUGAGAAAGAAACCCAUGGCCGAGUUGAGAUAUGAAACACAGGUUAACACAAAGUACAUCCGAAGCGAAGGUUACACUGUCAUCGAGAUGUGGGAGUGUGAGUGGAGAAGAAUGAAGAAAACCAUCCCUGCUAUCAAAGAGUUCUUGGGUGUAAAGUUCCAAAGACCUAUGGACAAAUACAAGACCCUCACCCAUGACCAGAUUCUUCAAGCCGUUCUGGAUGAGCAGUUGUUUGGCGUAGUGGAGUGCGACAUCUGUGUUCCAGACCACUUGAAAGAAAAGUUCAGCGAAAUGUGCCCGAUCUUCAAGAACGUGGAAAUAUCUCGAGAGGAUAUCGGGGAUUACAUGAGAGGGUUUGCUGAGGAAAACAAAAUCAUGCCUCGUCCACGCAGAAGUCUUAUUGGAAGUUACUUUGGCAAAGAGGUUUUGUUGGCUACUCCCUUGUUGAAAUGGUAUCUGGAACAUGGUUUACAAGUCACGCACAUCUACCAGAUCGUGGAAUAUACACCGAGUCCAUGCUUCAAGCCUUUUGGAGAAGUGGUGUCCAACGCCAGAAGGGAUGGUCAAGGCCAUCAUUGCGGAUACCAUGAAACUGGUGGGAAAUUCUAGUUAUGGCAAGACCAUCACAGAUCAAGAGCGACACAGAGAAAUCAAGUUUUGUGAUGAGACCAAGACCUCCCGUUUAGUCAACAGCUCUUUCUUCCGGCAGUUGGAAGUUAUUGAUGACGAUACGUAUGAAGUUCAGUCGGCCAAGAAGAGAAUCAGUCUGAACCUUCCCAUGCAGAUAGGAUUCUUUGUGUACCAAUAUGCGAAGCUAAGAAUGCUAGAAUUUUAUUAUGAUUUUAUAGAUAAAUAUUUAGAUCGGAGUGAUUUUCAGUAUUGUGAGAUGGAUACUGAUUCUGCGUAUAUAGCGAUUUCUGGGGAGAAUGUGGAAAGUUUAGUAAAACUAGAGUUGAGGGAGGAAUUCGAAUCCGACAAGCAUAAUUGGUUCCCUCGUACCGAUACUCCAGAGAACAAAGCGUACGAUAAAAGAACGCCGGGGUUGUUUAAGGAAGAGUGGUCUGGGGAAGGAAUUAUUUGUUUGAGUUCUAAGACCUAUUAUUGUUUUGGAUCCCAUGAUAAGUUUAGUUGUAAAGGGGUAAACAAGAAGACGAAUGACAUUAACAAGGACAAGUAUUUAAAUGUAUUAUUAAGUAAGCGAAGCAGUUCGGGUAUCAACAAGGGUUUUAGGGUAGUCAAUAAUAGGAUGUACACGUACACCCAGACCCGGGAUGGGUUUUCCUACUUCUACCCCAAACGUAAAGUAUUGGAGGAUGGGGUGACCACUCUACCAUUAGAUAUUUAAUGUAAAUACAAAUGUAUAAAUAGAUCUUGAGGGUGAACACACCUUUUUGAAAGUCCCUUGUGUCACCUUUUGUCACCUUUUGCCCCUCGUCUUUUAGUCAAAAAUGUUUAAAAACAAAUAAAAUAAUCCCAACAUUUUAUAAUUUGAUGUUAUAGGACAUUUUUAAUUCCAUGAGUCUUACAGAUAAGCUCUGAAUUUUGUAAAUAAAUCUCUAAAUAUUUUGAUAAGUAAUUCUUAUAGGAUGUUUCUUUAAUUAAAGUAUUGUAAAUAGUAAUGAACAAAGAUUUUUAAUAAAUAUAUGUUUGGUAGUGAA